This is a messenger RNA of Coregonus sp. 'balchen', 32257 nucleotides long. Lineage: Eukaryota; Metazoa; Chordata; Actinopteri; Salmoniformes; Salmonidae. The record is from the annotation of a GenBank genome assembly.
AUGUUCACCGCCCAGCUCACCGCCCAGUUCACCGCCCAGUUCACCGCCCAGUUCAACAACCAGUUCACCGCCCAGUUCACCGCCCAGUUCACCGCCCAGUUCACCGCCCAUUGCACCGCCCAUUGCACCGCCCAGCUCACCUGGAGUGUGUGAAUACACUUGAACCUCACCUCACCCCCAAACACACACACACUGUCGCACAGACAGAAAACUGUAAUCUUCUGGGUAAUACGCUUUCCACUCUAAAUCCUGCUUAGUGCCAUUGUGGCACUGUAACAAGACUCCUGUACUCUGGAGGGGUGUGGAAAGAGGGAACAGGAGAGGAGGGAUGAGAGGAGGAGGAGGAGGAGGAGGAGAGGAGGGAAAGGAGAGGAGGAAAGGAGAGGAGGAAAGGAGAGGAGGAAAGGAGAGGAGGAGGAGGAGGAGGAGGAGAGGAGGAAAGGAGAGGAGGAAAGGAGGAGGAGGAGAGGAGGAAAGGAGGGGGAGAGGAGGAAAGGAGGGGGAGAGGAGGAGAGGAGGGAAGGAGGGGGAGAGGGAAGAAGGGGAUUUGAGAGGCUAAUAUGGAAGGGUAGCAGAGGAUGGGGGGGGGGGGAUUCCUCAGGGAGUGGGGUGAUGGGGGUUGGGGAUGGGUAGUGAGAGGGGGGUGAUGGAGGUCGGGAUGGGGUGUGGGAGGGGGGUGAUGGGGGUCGGGAUGGAGAGUGGGAGGGGGGUGAUGGGGUCGGGGAUGUAGAGUGUGAGGGUGGUGAUGGGGUCGGGGAUAUGGAGUGGGAAGGGGGGGGGUGAUGGGGUCGGGGAUGUGGAGUGGGAAGGGGGUGAUGGGGUCGGGGAUGUGGAGUCUGCCUGGUGAGGGGAGACAGACAGACGGUUAAUACAGGAUGUAGAAUUUACUGCCUUAGUGCUGGUCCUUUCCUGCACCGGGGGAAUUUUCAGAUACAUUUGUCAAAUUAGCCAGGACACCAUGAAUGAUUAAUGAUCUGCCUUGAUUGAUUAGUCUUUUAGGAGUCUAUAAAUGAUUGCCAAAUGGUUGCCAUACGAAGUACGAUUUUUAUAUUCUGUUUUUGUUGUAAUUGUCUUUCUUUCAUGCGUGGCUUAUACUGAAACUCUAUCGAUAAUUUAAAAGAAGAUGGAUACUAUCUGGAAUGGUGUCUAUCCUAGAUGUAGCAAUAUUAUAAAUAUUUUAUACUGAACAAAAAUAUAAACGCAACAUGCAACAAUUUCAACGAUUUUACUGAGUUACACUUCAUAUAAGGAAAUCAGUCAAUUAAAAUAAAUUCAUUAGGCCCUAAUCUAUGGCUUUCACAUGACUGGGCAUGGGCACCGCCAUGGGUGGGCCUGGGAGGGCAUAUGGGUGGGCAGAAAUACUCCUUAGCACACCUCCUCCCCCUCCUCAGACGAUCCCGCAGGUGAAGAAGCCAGAUGUGGAGGUCCUAGGCUGGCGUGGUUACACGUGGUCUACGGUUGUGAGGCCGGUUGGAUGUACUGCCAUAUUCUCUAAAACAACGUUGGAGGCAGCUUAUGGUAGAGAAAUGAACAUUAAAUUCCCUGGCAACAGCUCUGUUGGACAUUCCUGCAGUCAGCAUGCCAAUUGCGCGCUCCCUCAAAACUUGAGACAUCUGUGGCCUUUUAUUGUCGACAGCACAAGGUGCACCUGUGUAAUGAUCAUGCUGUUUAAUCAGCUUCUUGAUAAGCCACACCUGUCAGGUGGAUGCAUUAUCUUGGCAAAGCAGAAAUGCUCACUAACAGGGAUUUAAACAAAUGUGUGCACCAAAUUUUAGAGAAAUAAGCUUUUUGUGGGUAUGGAAAAUUUCAGAUCUUUUAUUUCAUCUCAUGAAACAUGGGACCAACACUUUGCAUGUUGCGUUUGUAUUUUGGUUCAGUAUAUAACUGUCAUUCUCAAAGCAUUGACUCUCUCACUCACUCACUCACUCUUGAACAGGAUGUACCGACCCCUUUUGUCUGGCGAUUCUGUAUGUCACUGAUCUCUCUCUUUUUGCCCUCUCUCUCCCUCCUCUCCAGAGCUCUGGGAGGUGCCGUUUGAAGACAUCUCUGAGCUGCAGUGGGUAGGGAGCGGGGCCCAGGGGGCAGUCUUCCUGGGGAAACUCCACGGACAGGAAGUAGCUGUGAAGAAGGUCCGAGACAUUAAGGAGACAGACAUCAGACAUCUGAGAAAACUCAAACACCCCAACAUCAUCACCUUCAAGUAAGUAUACAGUACAGUAGAAUACAGUAUUUGUAUAAUACAGUACAGUAUAAUACAGUACAGUAAAAUACAGUACAGUAUAAUACAGUACAGAGAGAGACAAUACAGUAGAAUACUGUACAGUAGAAUACAGUACAGUAGAGUAUAAUACAGUAGAAUACAGUACAGUAGAGUACUAACUGUAAGUCAUUGUGGAUAAGAGCAUCUGCUAAAUGACUAAAAUGUAAUGUAAAAUGUAUAAUACAGUAGAAUACAGUACAGUAUAAUUCAAAAGAAUGCAGUAGACUGCAGUACAGUAGAAUACAGUCGAACACAGUACAGUAGAGUAUAAUACAGUAUAAUACAGUACAUUAGAAUACAGUACAGUAGAAUACCGUACAGUAAAGUAUAAUACAUUAGAAGACAGUACAGUAGAAUAUAUACCCAGGCCCAUGCUAUUGUACCUUAAUGGAGUACUAUGUUACUAAUCCUCUCUCCUCUCCUCUCUUCUUCCCUCUCUCCUCCCCUCUCUCCUCUCCUCCCUCUCUCUCCUCUCCUCCCUCUCUCCUCUCCUCCCUCUCUCCUCUCCUCCAUCCAGGGGUAUCUGCACCCAGGCUCCCUGCUACUGUAUCCUAAUGGAGUACUGUGCCCAGGGCCAGCUGUACGAGGUGCUGAGGACAGGUAGGAAGAUCACCCCCUCCCUGCUCAUCGACUGGGCCAUGGGCAUGGCUGGGGGCAUGAACUACCUCCACCUCCACAAGAUCAUCCACAGAGACCUCAAGUCGCCCAAGUAAGUAGUCCUACCUACAUGAUAGCUAUGCUUUAGCUUGGUAGCAGAUCCGUAUGUGCUUGAGCCAACACCUCUGUUGUGUUCAUUGUCAUGCCAAACAUAUUGUUGUACACUAAGUAGAUAUCAUUGAAGAUGAUAUGUUUUAGGGGUGUUAGCGACUUAGCGUACAUUUAGUUUCUCAAGUUACCAUACCUCAAUAUCAUAUUCUUGUUUGAGUCGUUUGAAUAGUUCUAGGGAAACCUAGAACAGCUGAAAUUGUGGCUACCGUACCUUCCCCUGACUGUCUCUCUGUGUGGCUACCGUACCUUCCCCUGACUGUCUCUCUGUGUGGCUACCGUACCUUCCCCUGACUGUGUCUCUCUGUUGUGGCUACCGUACCUUCCCCUGACUGUGUCUCUGUGUGGCUACUGUACCUUACCCCUAUGUGUCUCUCUGUGUGGCUACCGUACCUUCCCCUGACUGUCUCUCUGUGUGGCUACUGUACCUUCCCCUGACUGUGUCUCUCUGUGUGGCUACUGUACCUUCCCCUGACUGUGUCUCUCUGUGUGGCUACUGUACCUUCCCCUGACUGUCUCUCUGUGUGGCUACUGUACCUUCCCCUGACUGUCUCUCUGUGUGGCUACUGUACCUUCCCCUGACUGUGUCUCUCUGUGUGGCUACUGUACCUUCCCCUGACUGUGUCUCUGUGUGGCUACUGUACCUUCUCUUCCCCUGACUGUCUCUCUGUGUGGCUACCGUACCUUCCCCUGACUGUGUCUCUGUGUGGCUACGGUACCUUCCCCUGACUGUGUCUCUCUGUGUGGCUACUGUACCUCCCCUGACUGUGUCUCUGUGUGGCUACUGUACAUUCCCCUGACUGUCUCUCUGUGUGGCUACUGUACCUUCCCCUGACUGUCUCUCUGUGUGGCUACUGUACCUUCCCCUGACUGUGUCUCUCUGUGUGGCUACUGUACCUUCCCCUGACUGUGUCUCUCUGUGUGGCUACUGUACCUUCCCCUGACUGUCUCUCUGUGUGGCUACUGUACCUUCUCUUCUCCUGACUGUCUCUCUGUGUGGCUACUGUACCUUCCCCUGACUGUCUCUCUGUGGCUACUGUACCUUCCCCUGACUGUGUCUCUCUGUGUGGCUACUGUACCUUCCCCUGACUGUGUCUCUGUGUGGCUACUGUACCUUCCCCUGACUGUGUCUCUGUGUGGCUACUGUACCUUCCCCUGACUGUGUCUCUGUGUGGCUUACUGUAACCUUCCCCUGACUGUGUCUCUCUGUGUGGCUACUGUACCUUCCCCUGACUGUCUCUCUGUGUGGCUACGUACCUUCCCCUGACUGUGUCUCUCUGUGUGGCUACUGUACUCCCGACUGUGUCUCUGUGUGGCUACUUACCUUCUCUUCCCCGACUGUCUCUCUGUGGCUACUGUACCUUCCCCCUGAAUGUCUCUCUGUGGCUACUGUACCUUCCCCUGACUGUGUCUCUGUGUGGCUACUGUACCUUCCCCUGACUGUCUCUCUGUGGCUACUGUACCUUCCCCUGAAUGUCUCUCUGUGUGGCUACUGUACCUUCCCCUGACUGUCUCUCUGUGUGGCUACUGUACCUUCCCCUGACUGUGUCUCUCUGUGUGGCUACUGUACCUUCCCCUGACUGUGUCUCUGUGUGGCUACUGUACCUUCCCCUGACUGUGUCUCUCUGUGUGGGCUACUGUACCUUCCCCUGACUGUGUCUCUCUGUGUGGCUACUGUACCUUCCCCUGACUGUGUCUCUGUGUGGCUACUGUACCUUCCCCUGACUGUGUCUCUCUGUGUGGCUACUGUACCUUCCCCUGACUGUGUCUCUCUGUGUGGCUACUGUACCUUCCCCUGACUGUGUCUCUGUGUGGCUACUGUACCUUCCCCUGACUGUGUCUCUCUGUGGCUACUGUACCUUCCCCUGACUGUGUCUCUCUGUGUGGCUACUGUACCUUCCCCUGACUGUCUCUCUGUGUGGCUACUGUACCUUCCCCUGACUGUGUCUCUCUGUGUGGCUACUGUACCUUCCCCUGACUGUGUCUCUGUGUGGCUACUGUACCUUCCCCUGACUGUGUCUCUCUGUGUGGCUACUGUACCUUCCCCUGACUAUGUCUCUCUGUGGCUACUGUACCUUCCCCUGACUGUGUCUCUCUGUGUGGCUACUGUACCUUCCCCUGACUGUGUCUCUGUGUGGCUACUGUACCUUCCCCUGACUGUGUCUCUCUGUGUGGCUACUGUACCUUCCCCUGACUGUGUCUCUCUGUGGCUACCGUACCUUCCCCUGACUGUGUCUCUCUGUGGCUACCGUACCUUCCCCUGACUGUGUCUCUCUGUGGCUACUGUACCUUCCCCUGACUGUGCCUGUAUAUUCUACUCCAGUAUGUUGAUCACCUACGAUGACGCGGUGAAGAUCUCUGACUUCGGGACGUCUAAGGAGAUGAGUGAUAAGAGCACCAAGAUGUCCUUCGCCGGUACGGUGGCCUGGAUGGCCCCAGAGGUCAUCAGGAACGAACCUGUCUCAGAGAAGGUCGACAUCUGGUAAGAGAAAACACCUUCUUACAUUUUCCUUCAUGCUUUAUAGCAUAAUUUAUUUUGAUAUCAACCCAUCUGAAAAAGAGACCAGUUAAAAAAAAAUGUUAAAUAAUAUCAAAUCUUUCCAAAUCAUUUAAGUAUAAUUUUGGUAAUUUUAGCAGACGCUCUUAUCCAGAGUGCCUUGAGACCACCCUCCCUUUCUGUUUCCAUUUCCGUCUCUCUCUCUCUCUCUCUCUCUCUCUCUCUCUCUCUCUCUCUCUCUCUCUCCCUCUCCCCCUCCUUCCCUCCCUCCCUCCCUCUCCUAAGAGAGGAAUGCUGGCUAAUUCAAUUAUUGAUUUGCCAGAUGCUCUUGUGCUCUGGAGAGGCUGAAAUAUCCUUUCUAAAGCCUGUGGCCUGGCCUUGGGCCUAAAGCCCACUAGACUGGAUAUGGAGAGGGGAGUCUGAUUUCACUGAUCCUACGCUACUGAAAGAUGAGAGUGUGAUUUCUCAGAGAGUCGAAUGGUAGAGUCUGAUUUCCACGCAUUUUAACUGUUUUUUAAAAAACAUUUUAGUCAUUUGGCAGACACUCUAAUUUAGGAGGACUUACAAUCAGUGCAUUCAACAAUAUAAAUGUAGGUCCAUGAUCAUUUCUACAGUUUCGAUUAGGUUUUUCUAAUUUCUCUGAAAAGCACCCGCGGGCCGGAUCAAAUAUAUAUAUAUAUAUUUUUUUUUCUCUAUUUUUUAUUUUUUUUUUACCUUUAUUUAAGCAGGUAAACCAGUUGAGAACAAGUUCUCAUUUACAACUGCGACCUGGCCAAGAUAAAGCAAAGCAGUGCGAUAAAAACAACAACACAGAGUUACAUAUGGGGUAAAACAAAACAAAGUCAAAAAAAUACAACAGAAAUACAUAUAUAUACAGUGUGUGCAAAUUUAGCAAGUUAUGGAGGUAAGGCAAUAAAAUAGGCUAUAGUGCAAAAUAAUUACAAUUAGUAUUAACACUGGAAUGAUAGAUGUGCAAGAGAUGAUGUGCAAAUAGAGAUACUGGGGUACAGAUGAGCAAAAUAAAUAACAAUAUAGGGAUGAGGUAGUUGGGCGGGCUAAUUUCAGAUGGGCUGUGUACAGGUGCAGUGAUCGGUAAGGUGCUCUGACAAAUAGGCUCAAGUCUGACACAUGAACUAAAAGGUACACCUGUUGAUGUGUGAAAAAUGACAAGAAUGUAGACCCUAUGUAUCUGUAUCUAUCUCUGAAACGGGUCAACAUUAUCUCCUGCCCUUAUCGCUGUCUAUUCUGAGAGAAAGGAUGAUUUGAGGUGUGUUGUUCGCUCAGUUUGGUCUGCCUUAACAUGCUCUGACAGUUGGGCCAGACUAAAUCUAAAAGAACAUUGGGUCUAGACAGUAAAAUGUUCAGAGAAUGAGGAGUUAUUUUUACUAAAUCCAUUUAAAGAGAGUGUUCGUUGGAACCAUUGCAUAGAGGCAUUGUGACAAAGACUGUGGCAGUGAGACAGCAAGGUUAGACUCUCUCCCUUUACCUUACUACUCUGGAGAAAUCUAAAAUAAGAUUGGGUGUAGAGAAAAUAAAAUGGUUUCUUCAAGAAUAACAUAACAAGACAGAGAAUGCUCCUUGUCUUUAAUAACAUAACAAGACAGAGAAUGCUCCUUGUCUUUAAUAACAUAACAAGACAGAGAAUGCUCCUUGUCUUUAAUAACAUAACAAGACAGAGAAUGCUCCUUGUCUUUAAUAACAUAACAAGACAGAGAAUGCUCAUUGUCUUUAAUAACAUAAGAGGACAGAGUGCUCCUUGUCUUUAAUAACAUAAGAGAACAGAGUUCUCCUUGUCUUUAAUAACAUAAGAGGACAGAGUUCUCCUUGUCUUUAAUAACAUAAGAGGACAGAGAAUGAUCCUUGUCUUUAAUAACAUCAGAGAAUGAUCCUUGUCUUUAAUAACAUAAGAGGACAGAGUUCUCCUUGUCUUUAAUAACAUAAAAGGACAGAGUUCUCCUUGUCUUUAAUAACAUAAGAGGACAGAGAAUGAUCCUGUCCUAGUAUUACUCAUCGUAUAAAAAGGCAAUAAAUAGCUAUUUAUUAAGGGUACUAUUCUAACCACAGGAGGUUGAUGACACCUUAAUUGGGGAGGAAGGGCUCGUGGUAAUGGCUGGAGCGGAAUUGGUGGAAUGGUAUCAAAUAGAUCAAACACAUGGUUUGAUGCCAUUCCAUUCGCUCUGUUCCAGCCACUAUUAGGAGCCGUCCUCCCCUCAGCAGCCUCCACUGACGCUAACACACAAUACAUUAUAUUUCUGUGCCUGUUCUAUAGAACUAGAGAUAAACUACCCAUUCUGUAGAUUUUCAGAUAUAAUAAACAAGGGGCCAGAGACAGAAGCUAAAAAUAAUCACAUAAACACAACAUUACUCUCGCCCUCCCACACAAUGCUAUUGGUGCUUUCUCCCUCCCACACGAUGCUAUUGGUGCUUUCUCCCUCCCACACGAUGCUAUUGGUGCUUUCUCCCUCCCACACGAUGCUAUUGGUGCUUUCUCCCUCCCACACGAUGCUAUUGGUGCACACCAGAGUCGCCAUGGUGAUCCAGAUCCAAGGUGCCAUCAACAACAACCUUUCCAUAGUUACUCCCCUGGGAUGAGACCUUCCUUAUCCCCCAGCCUGUGUGUGUGUGUGUGUGUGUGUGUGUGUGUGUGUGUGUGUGUGUGUGUGUGUGUGUGUGUGUGUGUGUGUGUGUGUGUGUGUGUGUGUGUGUGUGUGUGUGUGUGUGUGAUCCCUCAGCCUCUACCCGACGGCAGGGGCAGAGCCACACACUGGCCUUGUGCCACCCUGGCACAUGGGAGCCCAGUACACACAUAAAACACACACUGACUGACUGGCCCCUUUUGCAGCGCACAAACAUGUAGCCUACACAGCCUUGUUUUUGUAUUAUCAGGAAAACAACUGUCGUAUCGCGUAAGUGCUGGCAAUUAUUGCUGAUAAACAAAGGAGUCCGCUCAUACUGAACUUUGAUCAUAAGGUUUAUUCAGAUCACAAGCUUUCAGCAUAAGUGACAGGUGACAUGCCCACCCGGAGAGCGACGCCUCAGAUUGCAAUGGCCGCUCUGCCUUCUUCUUCGUUUAGCCCCUACUUAUAAACAAUGCAAAAAGAUGGGUGCUCCCUCUUCUGGCCAAUCACCAGUCUCCCCUGUCUACAACACACUUCCUGUCUGUUGUAUGUGGCGUUACACUAAAACAUUCCCUCUUGAUACUAAAAUUAACGUCCUCUCCGGUUCCACUUAAAACAUUUAACAAAGGCAUAAUCCUAAUACACGACACAACGUUGUAAGCAACAGGGGUAGUAGGGUACACAGAAGAGGCUAUAACACAGAAGAUGCUGAUGUGUUGAUGUUGUUUUUCAGAGUGGCUCCUGAACACCCAUCGUUAUUGUACAGAAGUGUUCAUUUUAAAGAGUAGUAUGGACUCAUGGGAUCUCCCCCCUCUCUCUCUCUCUCUGCAGGUCGUUUGGUGUGGUGCUGUGGGAGAUGUUGACCGGAGAGGUGCCAUAUAAAGACGUGGACUCUUCGGCCAUCAUCUGGGGGGUGGGAAACAACAGCCUGAACCUACCUGUCCCAGAGAGCUGCCCAGACGGCUUCAAAAUACUGCUGAGACAGUGCUGGUGAGACGGAGGGAAUGGGAGAGAGAGGGAGGGAGGGGAAUGGGGAGAGAGAGGGAGGAAGGGGAAUGGGAGAGAGAGGGAGGGAGGGGAAUGGGAGAGAGAGGGAGGGGAAUGGGAGAGAGAGGGAGGGAGGGGAAUGGGAGGAGAGGAGGGAGGUAGGGGAAUGGGAGAGAGAGGGAUGGAGGGGAAUGGAAGAGGGAGGGAGGGAGGGGAAUGGGAGAGAGGAAGGGAGGGAAAUGGGAGAGAGAGGGAGGGAGGGGAAUGGGAGAGAGAGGGAGGGAGGGAGGGGAGGUGAAUGGCGAGAGAGAGGUGGAGGGGAAUGCAGAGAGGGGAGGGAGGGGAGGGAGAUGAGGAGGAGAGGGGGGAGGGGAAGAGAUUGAAAGAAUGACGGAUAGGGCAUAAAAAGGGUGGGGACAGGGCAUGAACAUGGGGGUGGAGGACAGGGCAUGAACAUGGGGGUGGCGGACAGGGCAUGAACAUGGGGGUGGAGGACAGGGCAUGAACAUGGGGGUGGAGGACAGGGCAUGAACAUGGGGGUGGAGGACAGGGCAUGAACAUGGGGGUGGAGGACGGGUCAUGAACAUGUCCACCGAAUAGAGGAGGAGUUAAGAAAUCAGGAGAUGUAGAUGUUGUACAUGUACAUUGUAGUUGUAUUUAAAGAUAUGUGUGUCUCUGCCUCCAGGAGCAGUAAGCCCAGGAACAGACCUUCAUUCAGACAGAUCCUACUGCACCUGGAUAUCGCCUCAGCGGACCUGCUGUCUACCCCACAGGAGACCUACUUCAAAUCUCAGGUACAGUCACAUAAGUAAAUAUGUCUCCCGAGUGGCGCAGUGGUCUAAGGCACUGCAUUGCAGUGCUAGCUGUGCCACUAGAGAUCCUGGUUCGAAUCCAGGCUCUGUCGUAGCCGGCCGCAACCGGGAGACCCAUGCGACGGCGCACAAUUGGCCCAGCGUCGUCCAGGGUAGGGGAGGGAAUGGCCGGCAGGGAUGUAGCUCAGUUGGUAGAGCAUGGUGUUUGCAACGCCAGGGUUGUGGGUUCGAUUCCCACGGGGGGCCAGUAUGAAAAAAAUAUAUUAAAAAAGUAAUGAAUGCACUCACUAACUGUAAGUCGCUCUGGAUAAGAGCGUCUGCUAAAUGACGUAAAUGUAAAUAGAACACUAGAAUGGACAUUGGCAUGCUGGCAACAUGACUACAGGACAGCCAUCUUGAAAUUAAACUUUCAUUUUAGAGUUAUAAACAUUUAUGACAGUGGUAGUCACUAAUAUUUCCAAGGUAGCCACUUUUGUAAAACAAAAUCCCUGGGCGAGCCGCCACACCCAUCGGAGAACAGGGGUUGGACGGGUCACAAAGUCAAAUUGAUUCAAACAUGAAAUUAAACAGAUUCAUACAUGAUAUUUAAGAUACUAUUAACAUGGACCAUCAAGCUAUUUAAUUCUCUGAUUCUCUGUUUUAGGACACUUGGGGGUAUCAGAAACAAAUGUGGAAAAUAAUUUGAUGAAUCUUUAGAAGCUGACCUUUUUGCUAUUAUCUCAAUAAAAGUUAUAGCACAAGAUUUGUCAAAUCAGGUCAUGUCAAAAUUCAAUCUGAUGGAAGGAAGUAUGCUGUGGAGUGAUUGAAAUGCAUCAGAAAGGUAUUGAAAAGUUGAGAAAAACAUCAGGGAUGAUCAUCAAACAAUCUUAUGUAUGAUCGUUUGUGGACAAUCAAUUCAUUUCCCUCAGUUAUUCCAUGCAGAUUCCUCACUCUCCCUACUAACGAGUCCUGCACAGCUUGUUUUAUGACUAUCCCUGGUUUAUGACUAUCCUUGGUUUAUGACUAUCCCUGGUUUAUGACUAUCCCUGGUUUAUGACUAUGCCUGGUUUGGUUUUAUGAUACGCCGGGUUAUGGGACUAUCCCCUGGUUUAUGAUAUGCUGUUUAUGACUAUCCUGGUUUAUGACUAUGCCUGGUAUGACUAUCCGGUUUCAUGGACUAUCCCUGGUUUAUGAUAUCCCUGGUUUAUGACUAUUCCAUGGUUAUGACUAUCCCUGAGUUUAUGAAUACGCGGUUUAUGACUACACCCUGGUUUAUGACUAUUCCUGGAUUAUUUGAAUACGCCUGGUUAUGGACUAUCCCGGUUUAGGACUAUUCCUGGUUUAUGAUCGCCAGGUUUAUGAUUAUCCCUGGUUUGUGACUACACCUGGUUUAUAACUACGCCUGGUUUAUGACUAUCCCUAGUUUUUGACUAUGCCUGGUUUAUGACUAUCCCUGGUUUAGUUAGACUUAUCCCUGGUUAGACUAUCCUGUUUAUGACUAUGCUGCGGUUUAUGACUAUUGGCAUUGUGGUUUAUGGACUAUCCCUGAGUUUAUGACUACGACUGGGUUUCUUGACUAUGCCUGGUUGAUGACGAUGCUGGGUUAUGAACUCUGCCUGGUUUAUGACUAUCCCUGGUUUAUGACUACGCCUUUUUAAUGACUACGCCUGGUUUAUGACUACGCCUGGUUUAUGACUACGCCUGGUUUAUGACUACGCCUUUUUAUGACUAUUGCCUGGUUAUGACUAGCCUGGUUUAUGGACUAUCCUGGAUGAUUUUACUAUCUGGUUUAUGACUUAAGCCUGGUUUAUGCUAUGCCUGGUUUAUGAUACGCCUGGUUAUGACUACACCUGGUUUAUGACUUACGCAGGCUUAUGGAUUUAUCCCUUGUUAGACUACGCCUGGUUAUGACUAUUGCCUGGUUAUGGACUACGCCUGAGUUUACGGACUACAACCUGGUUUAUGAACGCCAGGAUUAUGACUAUCCCUGGGUUUAUGACUAUGCUGGUUAAUGACUAGCCCUGGUUUAUGACAAAUCCCUGGUUUAUGAAGAUCCCUGGGUUUAUGACAAUCCAUGGUUUAUGCUAUGCCUGGUUUAUGCAUAGUUGGUGAUGACUACGCUGGUUAUGACACACCUGUGGUUUAUGACUAUGCCUGCGUUUAUGACUAUGCCUGGUUUAUGGACUAUCCCGGGGUUUCUAUGACUACGCCUGGUUUAGGGAAUAGGCCUUUUUUAUGGACUAUGCUGGUUUAGACUAUGCUGGUUCAUGACUAUCCCUGGUUUAUUACGCUCCUGGUUUAUGCAUUAUGCCUGGUUUCAUGACGACGCUGUUUAAUGACACGCCUGGUUUAUGACUAACGCUCGGUUAUGACAUGACGGGUGUAUGACUAUACUGGUUUAUGACAAUGCAUGGUUUUAUGACUAACGAUGGUUUAUGACUACGCCUGGUUUAUGACUAUGCCUGUUUCUGGUUUAUGACUACGCCCUGGUUUGUAUGAUACACCUGGUUUAUGGACUAUUCCGGUCAUUGACUAUGCCUGGUUAAUGACAUGCCUGGUUUAUGACUAUUCCUGGUUCAUGACUUCCCUGGUUUAUGACUAUCAUGGUUUAUGGGACUACGCCUCGGUUUAUGACUACGCCUUUUUAAUGACUACGGCCUGGUUAUAGACUUACGGCUUUUUUUUGGUUUAUGACUUUGCCGGUUUAUGACUAUUCUGGUUUAUGGACUACACCUGGUAUGACUUAUGCCUGGUUUAUGAAUACGCCUGGGUUUAUGAGACGCCUGGUUUAUGACAACACCUGGUUUAUGACUAUGCCUGGUUUAUGACUAUCCCUGGUUUAUGACUACGCCUGGUUUAUGACUAUGCUGGUUUUUUAUGGACUAGCUGGUUUAUGACUACACCUGAGUUUAUGACAUUUCUGGUCAUGACUAGCCUGGUUUAUGAAAUACGACUGGUUAUGAUUAUCCCUGGUUUGUGACUACGCCUGGUUUAUAACUACGCCUGGUUUAUGACUAUCCUGUUUUGACUAUACUGGUUAUGACUAUCCUGGUUAUGAAUAUCCAUGGUUUAUGGACUACGGGGGGGGGGGGGGGGGGGGGGGGGCCUGGUUAUGACUACGCCUGGUUUAUGACUAUGAUGGUUUACGACUAUGCCUGGUUUAUGACUAUCCCUGGUUUAUGACUAUGCCCUGGUUUCUGGGAUGACGCCUUUUUUAAUGACUACGCCUGGUUAUGGCCUAUCCCUGGUUUAUGGGACUACGCCUGGUUAUUACUAUGCCUGGUUAUGACAUCCCUGUUUAUGACUAUUACCUGGUUUUAUGGAACUAUCCCUGGUUGACUAUGCCUGGUUUAUGGACUACGGCCUUUUUUAAUGAUACGGCAUGGCGUUUAUGACUAUCCCUGGUUUAUGACUACGCCUGGUUUAUUACUGUGCCUGGUUUAUGACUAUCCCUGGUUUAUGACUACGCCAGGAUUAUGAUUAUCCCCUGGGUUAUGGAGGGGGGGGGGGGGGGGGGUGCGGGGGGGGGGGGGGGGGGGGCUUGCCCUGGUUUAUGACUAUGCCUUUUUUAUGACUAUGCCUGGUUUAUGACUAUGCCUGGUUCAUGACUAUCCCUGGUUUAUUACUAUCCCGGGAUUAUGAUUUAUGCCUGGUUUAGACACGUGGUUUAGGACUACGGCAGGGUUUAUGGACUACGCCUGGUUAUGACUACACAUGUUUAGGACUAUCCCUGGUUUAUGACUAUUCCUGGUUUAUGACUACGCCUGGUUUAUGACUACGCCUGGUUUUAUGGGACUAUUUCCUGAAGUUUAUGACUGCAUGCUGGUUUAUGAUACGCUGGUUUAUGACUAUCCCUGGUUCAUGACUAUGCCUGGUUAAUGACUAUCCCUGGUUUAUGACUAUCCCUGGUUUAUGACUAUGCUUGGUUUAUGACUUUGCCUGGUUUAUGACUAUGCCUGGUUUAUGACUACACCUGGUUUAUGACUAUGCCUGGUUUAUGACUAUGCCUGGUUUAUGACUAUCCUGAGUUAUGAUAGCCUGGUUUAUGACAGAGACCACUCUAGUUAUGUAGUUUAUCUCUAUGAAGAGAGAGUACCGCUCCUACUAAGCCACUAGUAGCUCUCUCUCUCUCACUCAAUACCAAUUUCCCUUCUGUCUGUCUAGGAAAGAUAUAUGGUGCCUUGUAAAAUUACAAGCUGAUGGACAAGUGCCCAUGCACGCAAUUACACAGGCAGUCAUAUAAGCAUGACCCCAAAUUAACCACAAACACAGGCAGUUUUUAAGAUUCAUUCCGUAGGGAUGCCCGUUACAAGGCUUCCUGAAAAUGGAUUGAUAUAGGGACGCAAAUACAAGCGGACACCGGGAUUCUGUGUCUGCAAUCGAUUCCUCCCUAAGAAGAGCGCGAGGAGAGAGAAAGAGAAAAGGAAAGAAGAAGCGAGAGAGGACGCGAGAAAGAGAAGAAGCAAGAAGAAGAGAGAGAGUAGCGAGCCAGAGAGGACGGAAAGAAGCCGAGAGAGGCGCGCGCGCGAGCACGCACGGAACGAAGAAGAGAGAGAGGCGAGCGGAGAGCGAGCGACGGCCAGAAGAAGAGACGAGCGGCGAGAGAGAGCGGCGCACGAGAAGACGACGCGAGCGGCGAGAGAACGAGCGGACGGGCACGAAGAAGACGAGGGGGGAAGCGGAAGAGAAAGAGAAGAGGAAGACAAGCGCUGAACCACCUAGAGGUGAGGGAGACGGCGCGGCAAAACCGCAAGAACACAGACUGAAACAGACUGUCUGGGAGUUCCUUUUCCACCCUCCCCCUCUCACCUCUCAUAAUGGAUUUUUCUUGUUGACGGCAGCAAGAAAGUUUAGCUGCUACAGUCUAUACUAUUGAUUGCGUUAAUGUGGAGGAGAGGCAGGGCGAAGGGGGGGGAGGGAGAGGACGAGGAAGAGGAGGGAGAGGAGAGGAUGAGGGGGAGGAGAGGGGAGAGGAGAGGAGAGAACGGGAGAGGAGAGAGAGGAGAGGAGAGGAGAGGAGAGGAGAGGAGAGAGAGGAGAGAGAGGAGUGGAGAGGAGAGGAGGAUGGGAAGAGAGGAGGAGGGGAGGGAGGAGAGGAGGAUGGGAGGACGAGGAGCGAGAGGAAGGGAGGAACGAGGAGGAGAAGGGGGCGAGAGGCGGAGGAGAGGAGGAGGGAGGAGAGGAGGAGCGAAGAGGAGAGGAGCGAUGGGAACAAAGGAGAGGGGGAGGAGAGGAGAUGGGAGGCGAGGAAGAUAGGAGGAGGGGCGGGGAGGAGAGGGCGAGGAAGAGAGGAGGGAGAAGUGAGGAGAGGAGGAGGGGAGGAGGAGGAGGAGAAGGGGAGGAGAGGAGGAUGGGAAAGAGGAGAGGAGGAGAGGAGGAGGGAAGAGAGGAGAGGAAGAUAGGAGGAGGGUGAGGGGAGGGAGAGGGAGGGAAGGAGAGAGGAGGGGAGGAGAGGAGAGGAAGGGAGAGGAGAGGAGGAGGAGAGGGAGAGGCAGAGAGAUAGAAGGAGAGGAGCAUGAAGGAGAGUAGGAGGAGAGGGAGGAGAGGAGGGAGAGGAGAGGAAGAGGAGGAGAGGAGAGGAGGAGGAGAGAGAAGAGGAGGGAUGAGGGAUGAGAGGAGGAGGGGGGAUGGGAGGAGAGGAGAGGAAAGAGGAGGAUGGGAAGAGAGGGAGGAGGGGGAGGGGAGGAGGAUGCGUAGGAGAGGAUGAGGAGGAGGGGAGGAGAGGAGAGGGGGAUGAGAAUAGAGAGGAGAGGAGGGGAGGAGGGGGGAUGGAAAGGGGGGGGGAGGAGGGGGAGGAGAGGAGAAGAAGGAUGUGAGAAGAAGCAGGGAGGAGGAGGACGAGGAGAGCGAGGAGAGGAGGAUGAGAGGCAGGGAGAGGAGAGGGAGGAAGAAGGGAGGAGAGGAGAGGGCAGGGACGGAGGUGGGGGACAAGAGGAGAGGAGGAGAGGAGGGAUGGGAGGAGAGAGAAGAUAGGGGAGGGGGAGGGAGUGAGAGGAAGAUAGGAGGAGGGGGAGGGGAGGGGAGGAGGGAGAGGAAGAGAGGAGGAGAAGGGAGGAGAGGAGGAUGGGAGGAGAGGAGGAGAAGGGAGGAGAGGACGGAGGGGACAAGAGGACGAGGAGGAGAGGGAGGAUGGGAAGAGAGGAGAGGAAGUCAGGAGGAGGGGAGGAAGAGGAGAGGAGAGGAGGGAGAGGAGGGGAGAGGAGAGGCGGAGAGGACGAGGCGGAGGAAGGAGGAGAGGAGAGGAGAGGAGAGGAAGAGGAGAGGAGAGGAGGGAGAGGAGAGGAGAGGAGAGGAGAGGAAGGAUGGGAUGAGAGAGAAGGAGAGGAGGAGAGGAGAGGAAGAGGAGACGAGGAGGAUGGAGGAGAGGACGAGGAGGAUGGGAGGGAGGGGAGGAGGGAGGGAAGAGGAUGGGAAGAGAGAGAGGAGGAUGGGGAGGGAGGAGGAUGUCAGGAGAGGAGAGAGGAGGGUGAGGAGAGGAGAGGAAGAGAGGAGAGGAGGGGAGGAGAGGCGGAGGGGGAUGGAAGGGGAUGAGGGGAGGAGAGGAGAAGAGGAGAGAAGAAGCAGGGAGGAGGAGGAGAGGAGAGAGGAGGAGGAGAGGCAGGGAGGAGAGGAGGAGAGGCAGGGAGGAGAGGAGAGGCAGGGAGGAGAGGAGGAGAGGCAGGGAGGAGAGGCAGGGAGGAGGGGAGAGGCAGGGGGAGAAGCAGGGAGGAGAGGAAGGGAGAGGAGAGGGCGGAGAGGCAGGGAGGAGAGGGAUGACUGCAGGCAGAGCAGAGUGCUCUCAAACUCCAUUAGCUUAAUAACAAGAGCCAUACACACACACAAACACACACACACUCUAUUAAAAACCCUUCUGUCCUUGGACAAGACAUACAGCAGCUAAAGAGGCACUGGUCAAAGUCAGAUUGGUACACAGGCAGGAAAAUGUCCACGGUGUCCUUUCUUUCAGAAUGUGUUCUGAGAUGCUCUGUGACAUGGAUUCGUUUUGACUGACACACAUGGUAUGUCUAUGCUGGUGUCUAACUGUUAUUAUGACUGACACUAUGAUCUGUGUUGUUGUGUUUUAACUGACACGCCGUCUGUUGCUGUGUCUGUGUUGCAGGCAGAGUGGCGUGAGGAGGUGAAGCAACACUUUGAGAAGAUCAAGUCAGAGGGGACGUGUAUACACAGACUGGACGAGGAGAUGAUCAUUCGACGCAAAGAGGAGCUCAGGUACAGGGAGAGUGUUAUGGAUGGAUGGAUGGAUGGAUGGAUGGAUGGGUGGAUGGGUGGAUGGAUGGAUGGAUGGAUGGAUGGAUGGAUGGAUGGAUGGAUGGAUGGAUGGAUGGAUGGAUGAAUUAAUAUUUAAGUGAGUGAGUUAGUGAGGGAGGGAGGGAGGGAGUGAAUGAACAUACAGAAAGAAUCCUACAAUAGAUACAUAAAUACUGUACAGACUGACAGUAAAUGAAUAGCUAGCUGUACUGUACUGUGUGUGUGUAUUAACCCUGUCUGUCCCGUUGGCUUUCUCUCUCCCUCUCUACCAGACACGCCCUGGACAUCCGUGAGCACUACGAGAGGAAGCUGGAGAGAGCCAACAACCUCUACAUGGAGCUCAACGCUGUCAUGCUGCAGCUGGAACUCAAGGAGAAAGAGCUACUCAAGUAAUAAUCCUAGUUAUUGUUCCUUACACACAAUAUCCACCUUGAAGCUCUCGACCCGCUCCACUGCAGCCACGUCGAUGUGGAUGGGGGCGUGCUCGUCCCCCCGUUUCCUGUAGUCCACCAUCAGCUCCUUGGUCUUUACUGACGUUGAGGGAGAGGUUGUUAUCCAGGCACCACACUGCCAGGUCACUGACCUCCUCCCUAUAGGCUGUCUCAUCGUCACCAGGUCACUGACCUCCUCCCUAUAGGCUGUCUCAUCGUCACCAGGUCACUGACCUCCUCCCUGUAGGCUGUCUCAUCGUCACCAGUGAUCAGGUCACUGACCUCCUCCCUAUAGGCUGUCUCAUCGUCACCAGGUCACUGACCUCCUCCCUGUAGGCUGUCUCAUCGUCACCAGUGAUCAGGUCACUGACCUCCUCCCUGUAGGCUGUCUCAUCGUCACCAGUGAUCAGAUCACUGACCUCCUCCCUAUAGGCUGUCUCAUCGUCACCAGUGAUCAGAUCACUGACCUCCUCCCUAUAGGCUGUCUCAUCGUCACCAGGUCACUGACCUCCUCCCUGUAGGCUGUCUCAUCGUCACCAGUGAUCAGGGCCUACCACCAUCAUGUCAUCAGCAAACUUGAUGAUGGUGUCGGAGUCCUGCGUGGCCACACAAUCGUGGGUGAACAGGGAGUACAGGAAGGGACUGAGGACACACCCCUGAGGGUCAGAGUGGCGGAGGUGAUGUUACCCACCCUCACCACCUGGGGGCGGCCCGUCAGGAAGUCCAGGAUCCAGUUGCAGAGGGAAGUGUACAAUCCCAGGGUCCUAAGCUUGGUGACGAGCUUGGAGGGGACAAUGGCGUUGAAGGCUUAGCUGUAGUCCAUGAACAGCAUUGUGAGCUUUUGUGAAAGAGCACAGUUAAAAAGAUAUGGCAUAUAGAAGCAUACCAGAUGGACAACAUGAAAACGAUCGGAGGAAGUUCAGGAGUAAAAACAAACAAAAUAUAAUGAUUGACUGUGUCCAUAAAAUGUAUAUAGUAUGUAUAAGCAUGAAGUAGAGGCCUAAGCGUUGUUGUUCACUAGUUUACUCCAAUUAGGGAAGGGAUGGUGGGGUUGGAAAGUAAUAAAGGGAAAUAUAUAUAUUUUUAAAGGAUAUGUAUGUAUAUGCGUAUAUGUAUGUAUAUGCGUAUAUGUAUGUAUGUGUAUAUAUAUAUAUGCAAGACAAAAAGAAGAAAAAACCUAUGGGGGAUUGGAAGUGAUGCAGACAAUUACAUUGAUGGAAGUUACAAUCUAUCUGCAAUAUUAAAGCUGAUCAACCCCCUAAAAAAUAUAUAUAUAUAUAUAAAAAUAAAAAUGAACAGCAUUGUCCAAAUCACAAAGGACUUAAAAUGGUCCACUCACACGCGUACAGUCGUGAAGAACAGCGCCUCUUCCCCCUCAAAAAGUUCUACAGCUGCACCAUUGAGAGGAUCUUCACUUGCUGCAUCACUGUUUGGUAUGGCAACAGCACCGCCCUCGAUUGCAUGGUGCUACAGAGGGUGGUGCGGACAGCCGAGUACAUCACUGGGGCCAAGCUCUCUGCCAUCCAGCACCUCUAUAUCAGGCGGUGUGAAAGGCAGGCCCGGAAAAUCGUAAAGACUCCAGCCACCCAAGCCUUCUUAGACUGUUCUCUCUGCUUCCGCACGGCAAGGGGUACCGGUGCAUCACGUUUGACACCAACAGGCUACUGAACAGCCUCUAUCCCCAAGCUAUAAGACUGCUAAAUAGCUAACUAAAUAGCUAACUAAAUAGCUAACAGAAUGACUACAUGGACUAUCUGAGUUGACCCUUUUAUUUGAUUUUUACACUGUCUCAAUGCACACUCACAGGGCCCUACACACUCACACACACACACACACACACUGACACUCCAACACACACAUAACAUGCACACACAUUUAUACUGACUCUACAUACACACAUACAAUCAUCAUUUAAGCUGCUGUUUAUCAUACAUCCUGAUGUCUAGUCACCUUACCCCUAUAUAUACCUACCUCCAUCACUCCAGUGUCCCUGCACAUUGUAAAUAUGGUACUGGAACUGACCCUGUAUAUAGUCACCUUACCCCUAUACAUAUCUACCUCUAUCACUCCAGUGUCCCUGCACAUUGUAAACAUGCUAUUGGAACUGACCCUGUAUAUAGUCACCUUACCCCUAUAUAUACCUACCUCCAUCACUCCAGUGUCCCUGCACAUUGUAAAUAUGGUACUGGAAACUGACCCUGUAUAUAGUCACCUUACCCCUAUACAUAUCUACCUCUAUCACUCCAGUGUCCCUGCACAUUGUAAACAUGCUAUUGGAACUGACCCUGUAUAUAGUCACCUUACCCCUAUAUAUACCUACCUCCAUCACUCCAGUGUCCCUGCACAUUGUAAAUAUGCUACUGGAACUGACCCUGUGUGUAGCUUCUUACUUUCUCAUGUUUUUAUUUCUCAUGUUUAUAUCUGGUGUGUUUUUGUUUCUACCGUAUGUUCUUUUAUAGUCCUACAUUGAUAUUGAUUACUGCAUUGUUGGGUUUUGAGUUUGCAAGAAAGGCAAUUUCACUGUACUUGAAACUUGUGUAUACAAUGCUCAUCGUCAUCUGCCACAUAGAGGAGAGGGAAUAACAGACAUAAUAUGUAAUAACAACAAUAUGUUUAUUUAUUGUGGCUUAGAAAUUAAUUAACGAACAAACUAACAAAAUGAUGUUGUGUGUGUGUGUGUGUGUUACCCAGGAGGGAGCAGUCACUGGAUAAGAAGUACCCAGGAUGCAUCAAACACCACAGCUCCAGACAAGAACGCUCGUCCAACUCCAUGGAGAAGCUCAUCAAGAAACGCAACGUACCUCAGAAACUUCCCUCGCACAGCAAGAGGUGAGACUGAGGAGGGAGAAACCAAUGAAACAUUCACACUUCUCACUAAUUUGUCACGAUUUGUUGUUCAAUCCAUGUCAGUAUAGUUAUGAUUACUAAAAUACAUUGUGGUAACACUAACAGGGCAUAAAGUUAUAAUCUAGUAUGACUUGUUAUAGGCAUGUACAAAGUCCUCACUGUUGAUAGUUUCUUUGGACACAAGGGGAAAUGGAACGGCUGCAUCCAUUUCUCUUGACUUUACAUUUUAGUCAUUUAGCAGAUCUCUUAUCCAGAGCAACUUACAGUUGGUGCAUUCAUCUUAAGAUAGCACCUUUUUUUUCUAAGAUUGUAGCAUAUAUAGAACCUAAAAGGGUUCUUCGGAUGUCCCCAUAGGAGAACCCUUUGAAGAAUCCUUUUUGGUUCCAGGUAGAACCUUUUUGAAUUCCAUGUAGAACCCUUUCCAUAGAGGGUUCUACAUGGAACCAAAAAAUAGUCCUACCUGGAACCAAAAAGGGUUCUACCUGGAACCAAAAUGGGUUCUCCUAUGGGGACAGCUGAAGAACUCCCUUUGGAACCCUUUCUUGUAAGAGUGUAGGUGGGACAACCACAUAUCUUAGUCAUAGUAAGUACAUUUUUUCUUCAAUAAAAUAGCUAUCAGCAAAGUCAGAGCUAGUAAGGCAGACAACUUGACUGACUUUAUUGAGCCAUGCUCAGUGUACUCCCUGUGACUCCACUGUGUUGUUCCAGUAGACCAGACCUAUUGAAGUCAGAGGUGAUCCUUCCCAAGCUGGACUCCUCCAUGACCCAGGUGACCAUCCCCUCCUGCCCCCAGAAGGGCUCCACGUCCCCGGGGAGGUCGCGUCGGGCCAAGCCCCGCUACCGGAAGGCAGGGAAGGGCAGCAGUGGAGACCUGGCUGGGCUGAAGGCUGCGUUAUCAUCCACACUGGGUCUGGCUAAUACUACAUCUCUGACCAACACCACCUCCACACCCAGGUAUUUAUGUUGACAUGUCUCCCUACUGGAUGUGUAGUUGGAUGAAUUGUUUUAUAUAAGAAAUAUAUAUCAAUGUUUUAUUCUCACUGUGUCCAGUCUGUCACUAUCUCAAUUAAUCCUUCCUGGAUUCCUAACAUCCUCUGUCCUUGCCUUCUUCUCAAAACCCAUGAGAGAAGAAGGUCGAAGGGGAGGGCCCCGUCUACUGUACUAUCUCCUCCAAUACAAUUGAGAAGAAUGCGAGGAAUCGCAAAACGACAAAUUGAGAUAGAGCCAGAGUGUAAUUUUGCUGCAACCAAAUCGCCCCUUCAGAGCCCACAAUAAAGUUGUAUUCUCCCCCCCCCCCCCAGCAGCAAGCAGCACCUGGACCCCAGCGCAGCUCUGAGAGGUCUGCAGCAUGACCUGCUGCUGAAGAAGAUGUCCUCGUCCAGCCCAGACCUCAUCUCUACCACCAUGGAGGCAGAGGACCGCCGCAGGGGACUGGAGAGACCUGGUCUGGAGAGAGGGGGCAGCCAGAGCGCCUCGGCAGGCCUGGGAGGAGGUGAAUUAAAAUGUAUAAUAUUGUCCGAUAGGGAAAUUUGUAUAAAGUGCGUUCGGGAAGUAUUCAGACCCCUUGACUUUUUCCACAUUUUGUUACGUUACAACCUUAUUCUAAAAAUGAUUAAAUUAAUUAUUUUCCUCAUCAAUCUACACACAAUACAGGUUUUUAGAAAGUUUUGCAAAUGUAUUAAAAAUAAAAAACAGAAAUACCUUAUUUACAUAAGUAUUCAGACCCUUUGCUUUGAGACUCGAAAUUGAGCUCAGGUGCAUCCCGUUUCCAUUGAUCAUCCUUGAGAGGUUUUCUACAACUUGAUUGGAGUCCACCUGUGGUAAAUUCAAUUGAUUGGACAUGAUUUGGAAAGGCACACACCUGUCUAUUUAAGGUCCCAGAGUUGACAGUGCAUGUCAGAGCAAAAACCAAGCCAUGAGGUCGAAGGAAUUGUCCGUAGAGCUCCGACACAGGAUUGUGUCAAGUCACAGAUCUGGGGAAGGGGACCGAAACAUUUCUGCAGCAUUGAAGGUCCUCAAGAACACAGUGGCCUCCAUACUUAAAUGGAAGAGCUAGAGACACUCCUAGAGCUGGGGAGAAGGGCCUUGGUCAGGGAGGUGACCAAGAACCCGAUGGUCACUCUGACAGAGCUCCAGAGUUCCUCUGUGGAGGUGGGAGAACCUUCCAGAAGGACAACCAUCUCUGCAGCACUCCACCAAUCAGGCCUUUAUGGUAGAGUGGUCAGACGGAAGCCACUCAUCAGUAAAAGGCACAUGACAGCCCGUUUGGAGUUUGCCAAAAGGCACCUAAAGGACUCUCAGACCAUGAGAAACAAGAUUCUCUGGUCUGAUGAAACCAAGAUUGAACUCUUAGGCCUGAAUGCCAAGCGUCACGUCUGGAGGAAACCUGGCACCAUCCCUACGGUGAAGCAUGGUGGUGGCAGCAUCAUGCUGUGGGGAUGUUUUUCAGCGGCAGGGACUGGGAGACUAGUCAGGAUGCACAUCCUCUCCCACACCAGGCAGACUGCUUGGCUGCGCUCGACGGAAACGCACUCUUCAGCACAAUGGAUCUCACCUCUGGGUUCUAUAACAUGCCACUGCACGAAGAUGACAGAAGGUAUUCUGCCUUCACAACACCUAUGGGGCUCUUUGAAUACAACCGUCUACCUCAGGGUCUCUGUAUGCCGCAUUGGAGGUCCCCAAGAACACAGUGGCCUCCAUCAUUCUUAAAUGGAAGAAGUUUGGAACCACCAAGAUUCUUCAUAGAGCUGGCCGCCCGGCCAAACUGUGCAAUCGGAGGAGAAGGGCCUUGAUCAGGGAGGUGACCAAGAACCCGAUGAUCACUCUGACAGAGCUCUAGAGUUCCUCUGUGGAGAUGGGAGAACCUUCCAGAAGGACAACCAUCUCUGCAGCACUCCACCAAUCAGGCCUUUAUGGGAGAGUGGCCAGACGGAAGCCACUCCUCGGUAAAAGGCACAUGACAGCCCACUUGGAGUUUGCCAAAAGGCACCUAAAGGACUCAGACCAUGAGAAACAAGAUUCUCUGGUCUGAUGAAACCAAGAUCGAACUCUUUGGCCUGAAUGCCAAGCGUCACGUCUGAAGGAAACCUGGCACCAUCCCUACGGUGAAGCAAUAGUGGUGGCAGCAUCAUACUGUGGAGACUAGUCAGGAUCGAGGGAAAUUUCUAAAAACCUGUUUUUGCUUUGUCAUGAUGGGGUAUUGUGUGUAGAUUGACGAGGGGAAAAAACAAUUUAAUCAAUUUUAGAAUAAGGCUGUAACGUAACAAAAAUGUGGAAAAAGUCAGGGGUCUGAAUAUUUCCGAAUGCACUGAAUACAGGGAUACCUGGCAUACAUUUAAGGCUGGUUUCCCAUACACAGAUAAAGACUACAUUUUAAGAUAUUUCUGUGUCGGGGAAACCAGCCCAUAAUGUAUCAUAUAGAUAGUCACAGGACAUACAGUGAGGGAAAAAAGUAUUUGAUCCCCUGCUGAUUUUGUACGUUUGCCCACUGACAAAGACAUGAUCAGUCUAUAAUUUUAAUGGUAGGUUUAUUUGAACAGUGAGAGACAGAAUAACAACAAAACAAUCCAGAAAAACGCAUGUCAAAAAUGUUAUAAAGUGAUUUGCAUUUUAAUGAGGGAAAUAGGUAUUUGACCCCUCUGCAAAACAUGACUUAGUACUUGGUGGCAAAACCCUUGUUGGCAAUCACAGAUGUCAGACGUUUAUUGUAGUUGGCCACCAGGUUUGCACACAUCUCAGGAGGGAUUUUGUCCCACUCCUCUUUGCAGAUCUUCUCCAAUUCAUUAAGGUUUCGAGCCUGACGUUUAGCAACUCAAACCUUCAGCUCCCUCCACAGAUUGUCUAUGGGAUUAAGGUCUGGAGUCUGGCUAGGCCACUCCAGGACCUUAAUAUGCUUCUUCUUGAGCCACUCCUUUGUUUCCUUGGCCGUGUGUUUUGGGUCAUUGUCAUGAUGGAAUACCCAUCCACGACCCAUUUUCAAUGCCCUGGCUGAGGGAAGGAGGUUCUCACCCAAGAUUUGACGGUACAUGGCCCCGUCCAUCGUCCCUUUGAUGCGGUGAAGUUGUCCUGUCCCCUUAGCUGAAAAACACCCCCAAAGCAUAAUGUUUCCACCUCCAUGUUUGACGGUGGGGAUGGUGUUCUUGGGGGUCAUAGGUAGCAUUCCUCCUCCUCCAAACACGGCGAGUUGAUGCCAAAGAGCUCGAUUUUGGUCUCAUCUGACCACAACACUUUCACCCAGUUCUCCUCUGAAUCAUUCAGAUGUUCAUUGGGAAAGUUCAGACGGGCCUGUAUAUGUGCUUUCUUUAGCAGAGGGACCUUGCGGGCGCUGCAGGAUUUCAGUCCUUCACGGCGUAGUGUGUUACCAAUUGUUUUCUUGGUGACUAUGUUCCCAGCUGCCUUGAGAUCAUUGACAAGAUCCUCCCGUGUAGUCUGGGCUGAUUCCUCACCGUUCUCAUGAUCAUUGCAACUCCACGAGGUGAGAUCUUGCAUGGAGCCCCAGGCCGAGGGAGAUUGACAGUUAUUUUGUGUUUCUUCCAUUUGCGAAUAAUCGCACCAACUGUUGUCACCUUCUCACCAAGCUGCUUGGCGAUGGUCUUGUAGCCAAUUCCAGCCUUGUGUAGGUCUACAAUCUUGUCCCUGACAUCAUUGGAGAGCUCUUUGGUCUUGGCCAUGGUGUAGAGUUUGGAAUCUGAUUGAUUGCUUCUGUGGACAGGUGUCUUUUAUACAGGUAACAAACUGAGAUUAGGAGCACUCCCUUUAAGAGUGUGCUCCUAAUCUCACCUCGUUACCUGUAUAAAAGACACCUGGCAGCCAGAAAUCUUUCUGAUUGAGACGGGGUCAAAUACUUAUUUCCCUCAUUAAAAUGCAAAUCAAUUUAUAAAAUUUUUGACAUGCAUUUUUCUGGAUUUUGUUGUUGUUAUUCUGUCUCUCACUGUUCAAAUAAACCUACAAAAUGAUAGACUGAUAAUUUCUUUGUCAGUGGGCAAACUUACAAAAUCAGCAGGGGAUCAAAUACUUUUUUCCCCUCACUGUACAUCACAAGACACGAUGAGUCAAACAUACAUAAAUAAAUGUAGUGCAAAUAAAUAUUGUGCAUAUAACUACAGUGCAAAUAAAUAUAGUGUAAAUAAAUAUAGUGCAAAUAAAUAUAGUGUAAAUACAGUCAGUUAUGGUUUACAGUCUUCUGUAUUUAGGAAACUAGGAAACUGAUGCUGGUUGGUGAAUGACUUACAGGUGGAGGAGGAGGUGAUGGAGGAGGAAGAGAAGGAGGAGGGACGGAGGAUGGAGGGGUGGGGACAGAUGACCAAACAGAGACCCCACCGCGUAGCAACACCCCCAGCGAGGACGCGGUCUCCAUCCCGUUCUCCAGCAGCCCAGACUCCCCCUGUGGGAGGGGGGCAGCGGCAGGGAGGGGAUCGGUGCUGGGAGGCCCAGGAAGGUUACUUCAGGACGGGGAGGGACAAGGAGGAGGGCACAGGGAUCAUCAGGUCACCCAGGAGCCAACACCUCACACCUGCAGCACUGCUCUACCGGAAAACAAGUCACCACGCAAACAGGUAGUGAUCAGUAGUAGGGCAAGAUGGAUGGCAUCUGGUGGCUUUACUAUACUAACUAAACUAGAGUUAGGAGAUUAUCCUGACCAGUUCUACUAACUAACCUGGAGUUAGGAGAUAUCCUGAUCAGUUUCUACUAACUAACCUGGAGUUAGGAGAUUCUCCUGAUCAGUUUUACUAACUAACCUGGAGUUAGGAGAUUCUCCUGACCAGUUCUACUAACUAACCUAGAGUUAGGAGAUUUUCCUGACCAGUUCUACUAACUAACCUAGAGUUAGGAGAUUCUCCUGACCAGUUCUACUAACUAAACUAGAGUUAGGAGAUUCUCCUGACCAGUUCUACUAACUAACUGGAGUUAGGAUAUUCUCUGACCAGUUUCUACUAACUAACCUGGAGUUAGGAGAUUUCUCCUGACCAGUUCUACUAACUAACCUAGAGUUAGAGGAUUCUCCUGGCUAGUUCUACUAACUAACCUAGAACCAAGAGAUUCUCCUGACCAAUUCUACUAACUAACCUAGAGUUAGGAGAUUCUCCUGACCAGUUCUACUAACUAAUCUAGAGUUAGGAGAUUCUCCUGACCAGUUCUACUAACUAAACUAGAGUUAGGAGAUUCUCCUGACCAGUUAUACUAACUAACCUGGAGUUAGGAGAUUCCCUGACCAGUUCUACUAUCUAACCUAGAGUUAGAGGAUUCUCCUGAUCAUUCUACUAACUAACCUAGAACCAAGAGAUUCUCCUGACCAGUUUCUACUAACUAACCUGGAGUUAGGAGAUUCUCCUGACCAGUUCUACUAACUAACCUGGAGUUAGAGAUUCUCCUGACCAGUUCUACUAAAUAACUGGAGUUAGGAGAUUCUCCUGACCAGUUUCUACUAAACUAACCUGGAGUUAGAGAUUCUCCUGACCAGUUCUACUAACUAAAAUAGAGUUAGGAGAUUCUCCUGUACAGUUCUACUAACUAACUAGAGUUAGGAGAUUCUCCGACCAGUUCUACUAACUAAACUAGAGUUAGGAGAUUCUCCUGAACCAGUUCUACUAACUAACCUGGAGUUAGGAGAUUCUCCUGACCAGUUCUACUAACUAACCUGGAUUAGGAGAUUCUCCUGACCAGUUCUACUACACUAGAGUUAAAGAUUCUCCUGGCUAGUUCUACUAACUACCUAGAACCAAGAGAUUCUCCUGACCAAGUUCUACGUAACUACCUAGAGUUAGGAGAUUCUCCUGACCAGUUCUACUAACUAAUCUAGAGUUAGGAGAUUCUCCUGACCAGUUCUAACUAACUAAACUAGAGUUAGGAGAUUUCCUGACCAGUUAUACUAACUACCUGGAGUUAGGAGAUUCUCCUGACCAGUUCUACUAUCUAACCUAGAGUUAGAAGAUUUUCCUGAUUCAGUUCUACUAACUACCUCAGACCAAGAGAUUUACUGACCAGUGAUAACUAACCUGGGAGAGUUAGGGGAUUCUCAGGACCAGUUCUACGAACUAACCUGGAGUUAGGAGAUUCUCCUGACAGUUUCAACUAAACCUGGAUGUUAGGAGUUCUCCUGGGCCAGUUCUACUAAACUAACCUGGAGUUAGGAGAUUAUCUGUCAGUUCUACUAACUAACCUGGAGUUAAGGAGAUUUCCUGACCAGUCUACUACUAAACUAGAGUUAGGAAUUCUCCUGACCAGUUCUACUAACUAACUGGGUUAGGGAUUAUCCUGGACAGUUCUAUACUAACUAGAGUUAGAGAUUCUCCUGACCAGUUUACUAACUAACCUAGAGUUAGGAGAUUCUCCUGACCAGUUCUACUUAACUAAAUAGGUUAGGAGAUUUCUCUGACCAGUUCUACUAUCAACCUAGAGUUAGAAGAUUCUCCUGAUCCGUUCUACUAAACUAACCUAGAACCAAGCGAUUCUCCGACCAGUUCUAUAACGUAACUGGAGUUGGAGAUUCUCCUGACCAGUUCUACUAAAACUAACACUGGAGUUAGGAGAUUUCCUGACAGUUCUAUAACUAACCUGGAGUUAGGAGAUUUUCUCCUGGCCAGUUCUACUAACUAACCUGGAGUUAGGAGAUUCUCCUGACAGUUUACUAAUAAAACUAGCGUAGGGAUUAGCUGACCGUUCUACUAACAAACCUAGAGUUAGGGAGAUUCUCCUGACCAGUUCUACUACUAAACUAGAGUUAGGCGAUUCUCCUGCCAGUUCUACUAACUAAAACCUGGAUUAGACGAUUCUCCGACAGUUUUACUAAACUAACCUAGGUGAGGAAGAUUCUACAUGGCUAGUUCUUCCUAACUACACCUAGAAACCAAGAGAUUCAAUGACCAAUUCUACUACUAACCUAGGUUUAGGAGAUUCUCCUGACAGUUCUUACUAACUUAAACUAGAGUUAGGAGAUUCUCCUGACCAGUUAUACUAACUAACCUGGAGUUAGGAGAUUCUCCUGACCAGUUCUACUAUCUAACCUAGAGUUAGAAGAUUCUCCUGAUCAGUUCUACUAACUAACCUAGAACCAAGAGAUUCUACCUGACCAGUUCUACUAACUAACCUGGAGUUAGGAGAUUCUCCUGACCAGUUCUACUAACUAACCUGGAGUUAGGAGAUUCUCCUGACCAGUUCUACUAACUAACCUGGAGUUAGGAGAUUUCCCUGGCAGUUUCUACUAAACUAACCUGGAGUUAGGAGAUUAUCCUGAUCAGUUCUACUAACUAACCUGGAGUUAGGAGAUUCUCCUGACCAGUUUCUACUAACUAAACUAGAGUUAGGAGAUUCUCCUGACCAGUUUCGACUAACUAACCUGGAGUUAGGAGAUUAUCCUGACCAGUUUCUACUAACUAAACUAGAGUUAGGAGAUUCUCCUGACAGUUCUACUAACUAUAGGGAUUCUCCCUGACCAGUUCUACUAACUAAACUAGAUGUUAGGAGAUUCUCCUGACCAGUUCUACUAACUAACCUGGAGUUUAGGGAGUACUCCUGACCAGUUUCUACUAACUAAACCUAGAGUUAGAAGAUUUCUCCUGCUAGUUCUACUAACUAACCUAGAACCAAGAUAUUCUCCUGACCAUUCUACUAACUAACCUAGAGUUUAGGAGAUUCUCCUGACCAGUUCUACUAACUAAUCUAGAGUUAGGAGAUCUCCUGACCAGUUUAUACUAACUAACCUGGAGUUAGGAGAUUCUCCUGACCAGUUUCUACUAUCUAACCUAGAGUUAGAAGAUUCUCCUGAUCAGUUCUACUAACUAAACCUAGAACCAAGAAUUCUCCUGACCAGUUCUACUAACAACCUGGAGUUAGGAGAUUCUCCUGACCAUUUCUACUAACUAACCUGGAGUUAGGGAGAUUCUCCUGACCAGUUUCUACUAACUAAACCUGGAGUUAGGAGAUUCCCUGGCCAGUUUACUUAAAACUAAACCUGGAGUUAGGAGAUUAUCAUGAUAAGUUCUACUACUCAACCUGGAGGUUAGGAGAUUCUCAUGACCAGUUCUACUAACUAAACUAGAGUUAGGAGAUUAUCAUGACCAGUUCUACCAGCUAAACUAACCUGGAGUUAGGGGAGAUAUCCUGAACCAGUUCUACUAACUAACUAGAUUUGGAGAUUCUCCUGAUCAGUUCUACUAAACUAACCUAGAACCAGAGAUUUCUCCUGACCAGUUCUACUAACUAACCUAGAGUUAGGAGAUUCUCCUGAUCAGUUCUACUAAACUAACCUGGAGUAGAGAGAUUCUCCUGACCAGUUCUACUAACAAACCUAGAGUUAGGAGCUUCUCCUGACCAGUUAUCUUAACUAACCUCGAGUUAGGAGAUUCUCUGACCAGUCUACUAAACUAACAUAGAGUUAGGAGAUUCUCCUGCCCAGUUCUUUUCUACUAACUAACCUGGAGUUAGGAGAUUCUCCUGACCAGUUCUACUAACUAACCGAGAGUCAGGCCCAAUAAAUAGCCUAGAAAACUGGUAGUGAUUCCUCUUAUCUUCCCUUUACUUCUGCAGAGACUGGUGUGUCCUCCGAGGAGGAGGAGGGAGAGGUGGACAGUGAGGUGGAGUUACCACGGAGACGGUAAGAAUAUACAUCUUAUACAUGAUACAGUAUAUAGUCAUGAUUCAUUAUACAGUAUAUAGUCAUGAUUAAUUAUACAGUAUAUAGUCAUGAAUCAUUAUACAGUAUAUGGUCAUGAUUCUAUAGUAGUACAGUGAGGGAAAAAAGUAUUUGAUCCCCUGCUGAUUUUCUACGUUUGCCCACUGACAAAGAAAUGAUCUGUCUGUAAUUUUAAUGGUAGGUUUAUUUGACCAGUGAGAGACAGAAUAACAACAAAAAAAUCCAGAAAAACGCAUGUCUUAAAUGUUAUAAAUUGAUUUGCAUUUUAAUGAGGGAAAUAAGUAUUUGACCCCCUCUCAAUCAGAAAGAUUUCUGGCUCCCAGAUGUCUUUUAUACAGGUAACGAGCUGAGUUUAGGAGCACACUCUUAAAUGGAGUGCUCCUAAUCUCAAUUUGUUACCUGUAUAAAAGACACCUGUCCACAGAAGCAAUCAAUCAAUCAGAUUCCAAACUCUCCACCAUGGCCAAGACCAAAGAGCUCUCCAAAGAUGUCAGGGACAAGAUUGUAGACCUACACAAGGCUGGAAUGGGCUACAAGACCAUCGCCAAGCAGCUUGGUGAGAAGGUGACAACAGUUGGUGCGAUUUUUCACAAAUUGAAGAAACACAAAAGAACUGUCAAUCUCCCUCGGCCUGGGGCUCCAUGCAAGAUCUCACCUCGUGGAGUUGCAAUGAUCAUGAGAACGGUGAGGAAUCAGCCCAGAACUACACGGGAGGAUCUUGUCAAUGAUCUCAAGGCAGCUGGGACCAUAGUCACCAAGAAAACAAUUGGUAACACACUAUGCCGUGAAGGACUGAAAUCCUGCAGCGCCCGCAAGGUCCCCCUGCUCAAGAAACCACAUAUACAUGCCCGUCUGAAGUUUGCCAAUGAACAUCUGAAUGAUUCAGAGGAGAACUGGGUGAAAGUGUUGUGGUCAGAUGAGACCAAAAUUGAGCUAUUUGGCAUCAACUCAACUCGCCGUGUUUGGAGGAGGAGGAAUGCUGCCUAUGACCCCAAGAACACCAUCCCCACCGUCAAACAUGGAGGUGGAAACAUUAUGCUUUGGGGGUGUUUUUCUGCUAAGGGGACAGGACAACUUCACCGCAUCAAAGGGACGAUGGACGGGGCCAUGUACCGUCAAAUCUUGGGUGAGAAACCUCCUUCCCUCAGCCAGGGCAUUGAAAAUGGGUUGUGGAUGGGUAUUCCAGCAUGACAAUGACCCAAAACACACAGCCAAGGCAACAAAGGAGUUGGCUCAAGAAGAAGCACAUUAAGGUCCUGGAGUGGCCUAGCCAGUCUCCAGACCUUAAUCCCAUAGAAAAUCUGUGGAGGGAGCUGAAGGUUCGAGUUGCCAAACGUCAGCCUGGAAACCUUAAUGACUUGGAGAAGAUCUGCAAAGAGGAGUGGGACAAAAUCCCUCCUGAGAUGUUUGCAAACCUGGUGGCCAACUACAAGAAACGUCUGACCUCUGUGAUUGCCAACAAGGGUUUUUCCACCAAGUACUAAGUCAUGUUUUGCAGAGGGGUCAAAUACUUAUUUCCCUCAUUAAAAUGCAAAUCAAUUUAUAACAUUUUUGACAUGCGUUUUUCAGGAUUUUUUUGUUGUUAUUCUGUCUCUCACUGUUCAAAUAAACCUACCAUUAAAAUUAUAGACUGAUCAUUUCUUUGUCAGUGGGCAAACGUACAAAAUCAGCAGGGGAUCAAAUACUUUUUUCCCUCACUGUAUAUAGUCAUGAUUCAUUAUACAGUAUAUAGUCAUGAUUCAUUAUACAUUAUAUAGUCAUGAUUGUAUACUAGUACUUGUCCAGCAGAAAGAACGUCUUGGUAUAAUCCAAAUAGCGUUUGUGUCUGUGAGAGCCCAAUGAUUUCAUCUAUGUCCUGUACCUUUUUUCUUCCCCAUGCAGUCGACCGUUGAGCAUCACCAAGUGCCAGUCCCUGUCCACCUUCAGCUCUGAGAACCUGUCUGCCGUGUCCGUGUCGGACGGAGAGGAGGGCAACACCAGCGACCACUCCCACAGCGGCACGCCGGAUGUGGGUCAGUACCAACACGGACGAGCGGCUGGACGACAAGAGCGACGACCUUUCUGUCCCCAGGGGUCGGAGAUCCCCGCCGACCCCGCCCCUCGACCCCGCCGACGGUUUAUCAGAGAAGGAGGCCGCCAUCCGCCAGGUCAAGGACCCAGCUCAACACGGGGCAGAACUGUG